Orussus abietinus is the source of this 2231-nucleotide messenger RNA. It is a transcript of the gene Vps33B, whose product is annotated as vacuolar protein sorting-associated protein 33B. The transcript is spliced from 8 exons. Gene Ontology annotation, cellular component: CORVET complex; lysosome. The coding region runs from base 337 to 2034 and encodes 565 amino acids. Lineage: Eukaryota; Metazoa; Arthropoda; Insecta; Hymenoptera; Orussidae. The record is from RefSeq and is a predicted model, not a curated record. Gene Ontology annotation, biological process: intracellular protein transport; vesicle-mediated transport.
UUCCCUCAAUCUUAACAUCUCUUGUCAAACAUUUUAUUCGCAUUUCCGGUACAAUGUUAUAUUUACAAUAAUAAUUCUAAUGACUCCUUCGAUACGUUUUCAAUACAUUGGCGAGAGAAUUUACUUGUUUUUAAAAAUAUAUUGUUUAGUGACUUGAUCUAGUGAAAUAAAGAAGGCACUGCCGUAGAUAGGAUGCCAAGAGAUGGAUUUUGACAAGUUAUGAAAAGAAUGCUGAAAGGAUUAUUUGUAAUGCUACGAUAACUCAAACGUAUCGAAUAAUUAAUUCACCAUAGAGACGUCACUUAAACUGGUAUGAAGCAGAUCCUAUAACGAAUUAUGGAUCCUUCCCUGAGUGAUAAGCUUGAUGCGCUGCAGCAGAUAAGUCAACGGAAACUUGUUGAAAUACUGAAUUCAAUUCCAGGGAAAAAAGAUCUGAUUAUAGAAAGUAAAUUAAUGAAACCAUUAGACUGUUUCGUCGGUGUAACUGUACUCAGGAAGUAUGACGUCGACAAAAUUUUUAAAAUGGAACAAGGAUUAAAACCUGUAAAUACACAACGAGUGUUUCUAGUCUCGUGCAAUUUAAUCUCAUGUAAACGAGUCCUUGAUCAGGUGCAAUCCGAACUUCCACAGUCUCAUGGCGUAUCGCAUCAUUUAAUAAUCGUUCCAUACAUUCCUGUGGUUUUACAUACACUGAUCGAAGAGGAAGGUCUCACUGGAUUAUUGACAGUUCGUCGUCUUUCCUGGGAGUUUCUGAGAUCCGAUGGUAACAUUCUGUCUUUAGAGGUACCGAUGUUUACGGACUUGUAUUAUCACAAGGACAGCAGUUUUUUACCAGUCAUAGCACGCAGCCUUUGGUCUCUCAAACUAGUACUCGGUUCUCCCAAACUCUCUAUAUCGUUUGGAAAAUAUAGUCAGCAAGUUCUGAGUAUGGUGGAUACGAUGGAAGAAAGUUGGGGGUCUGCGGAUGAAGACAAUCAAUUGGGUGCACUGAUUGUAAUGGACAGAAGUUUCGAUCUGGCUACUGUCUUAUUAACUCCGGUGACAUAUUCAGGUUUAAUGAACGAGAUCUUGGACAUCAAUGCUGGCACAGCCUACCUAAAUAACUCUCUGAGUAAACUGGAUCCCAAGAAGGACCAAAUUUAUGGAGAAUUAAGGGACAGGCACUUCAGCGACAUCUUUCAGACAUUGCGCGAGAAGACCAGAUCCCUAAAAUCCGAGCAAGAGGCCACGCAACGGAUGAAGCUGGCCGAUAUGCAACGCUACGUCGCUAACGAGUUACAAAAGACCACCGAGGUGAAGCGUCAGCUAGCUUUCCACAUUGCAGCAUGCGAAGCGAUCGUGGAUGCCCUGGGCUCCGAAUUCGAGGACCUGCAGCUCAUUGAGGAGUCGAUACUGGAAUGCCGUAAAUGGAAGGAAUGCCUGGAGUACAUCGAAAGAAAUAUAGACGACCAUCCUAUGCGAAGCCUUCGCUUGAUCUCUCUACUCUCGAUCGCAAGUGACGGAUCGACCGAGAGUGAACUGCGGCAGAUUCAGAAAUCGCAUCUUCAUGCCCACGGGUACGAGCAUAUACCGUUAUUUCAUAAAAUGGAAACGGCGGGUUUACUGCGCUACAAGCCGGAGAACAUUCUGAACAAACUUCCGUCUCGCAAUAGCGAUUGGGCCGCCAAUGCUCAACGUCUAAAGCUCCUGCCUAAUCGAGCUAAACAAUUGGAUCUAAAAGUGCCCACCUGUCCCAGCUACGUUUUCAAUGGAGUAUACAUACCAGCCAUUGCGCAAAUCUUGAACAUUGUGUUGAGGCAGGACAUGGAUACCAAAACUUUUGACGAUAUGGGCAAUCUUCCUGGAUGUUCUGUAACUGGCUAUCGUGGACAGAUACAACCGAGAACGGUUGUAGUUUAUAUAAUAGGAGGAAUAAGUUAUGCGGAAAUAGCCGCUUGUAGGCUCAUUGAGGCGUCGACUGGGUCACGAAUUGCUCUUGCCUCAGACAGUAUAAUAACGGGUGAUAAACUGUUUCAAAGUUUACAGGACGCGUAAACUUUAAGAUGAGAUGAUAAUACCACACGCAAGAAUACUCCAAGAAAAAUUAAGUUUAUAAUUAGAUUACGCGUAUCUGGGAAAACGGUUUAAUACGCUUUAUAAAAAGAUAAAAUAUACCAUACAGAUGUUUUUUUUAUUAUUAUAAUUGUCCUUAUUUCCAAUUUAAUGAAGAAUAUAUUUCGAAGAUAAGAUAA